Symphalangus syndactylus (siamang) is the source of this 5305-nucleotide messenger RNA. It is a transcript of the gene SLC39A6, whose product is annotated as solute carrier family 39 member 6. NCBI's taxonomy places the organism in Eukaryota, Metazoa, Chordata, Mammalia, Primates, Hylobatidae. Gene Ontology annotation, molecular function: monoatomic cation:bicarbonate symporter activity; zinc ion transmembrane transporter activity. The record is from RefSeq and is a predicted model, not a curated record. Gene Ontology annotation, cellular component: plasma membrane. Gene Ontology annotation, biological process: zinc ion import across plasma membrane; intracellular monoatomic cation homeostasis.
GUCCUGGGCGAAGGGGGCGGUGGUUCCCCGCGGCGCUGCGCGCGGCAGUAAUUAGUGAUUGUCCUCCAGCUUCGCGAAGGCUAGGGGCGCGGCUGCCGGGUGGCUGCGCGGCGCUGCCCCCGGACAGAGGGGCAGCCAACCCAAUGAAACCACCGCGUGUUCACGCCUGGUAGAGAUUUCUCGAAGACACCAGUGGGCCCGUUCCGAGCCCUCUGGACCGCCCGUGUGGAACCAAACCUGCGCGCGUGGCCGGGCCGUGGGACAACGAGGCCGCCGAGACCACACACCAACUUGCAGGAAAGGAGAUCCUUCAACGGGUCCACGACCGCUCUCAGCAUCCUUCCUGGAGAAAGGCUCGGAGCUGUCCCCUGUGCUAGUCCCCUCCCACCCCGCUCCUCGCCUCUCUCCUGGGAAUGAUUUCUAAAUGUUUAUCUUUUACCUAGUAAAAGAAUUCCCGAAACUUCAAGCCCCAAAGAUUCCUCUUUCAGGAGCCUCGUUCUACGCCGUAUCUCCAUUUCCCACUGUUCCCUGUAUGAUAACCCGCACUUGUGCAACACAUGAGUUUAACGAGUACUUGUAAUAUACAUUCCUUCCUGUGUUUUCCUCAUUCGCCUUGCCAAAUAGGUUUUACCGGUAUUUUAGAUAAGGUAAUGAAUGCGAGAGCCCUGUCCAAAGAAGAACAGCUGACCGUGGUAGAGCUGGAUAGCCCCAUGCUCUUGCUUAGUUGGAAACUUGACAUCUGCGUCUUUUGCUAGAGAUGUGGGUUUGACCAUCAUCACCUCCACCGUUGGUGCUGGACAUCCUACUGGAUCUGAGUUAACUGAAUUCUGGCUCUGCUUAACUGAAUUCUGCUUUUCAAGCUCCAAGUCAAUUGCUCCCUCCUCUUUGGGGCAUAGGCCUUUGGUUCCAAACACUGCUGUGGGUGCUAACAGCCUGUGGUUAAAUGUUGACUGGUUUGUAGUAACACAAGGAUGCUACAGUGAGUUUUUCAUGAAGUUCAAUUUACUUUAAGAAUUCUAUGUAUGGACAUAACGUGUCUGAUUCAUUGUCAAGUCGGAAAAAAGAUUCAAUGUGUAUUUAAAGUAUACACUUAUUUGAGGCUGGGCAUGGUGGUCACGCCUGUAAUCCCAGCACUUUGGGAAUUGAAGGUGGAGGAUCUCUUGAGGCCAGGAGUUCAAGACCAACCCGGACAACAUAGUGAGACCUCGUCUCUAGAAAAAAAAAAAAAACUUUUUUUAAAAAAAUUAAGUAUACAUGUAUUUGAGUAUGCAUAGAAAAUAUCCUGAGGGAUACGCUGGCAAAAUUGAGCACCUUUGAGGAUUGUGAUUGGGGAAAGGGGUCUUAAAUGGACUUGUAUAUAAGGAGAAUGUAUUAGUUUAAAAUUUUUUAAAUAUGUGAAUUCUGAGAUUAUUAUUUCUAUUUUUUGGUGUUUGAAGGUUAUUUUAUGAAAUGAUGGUGAUGAUCAAGGUAGCUAGAUUUCAUUUCGUUCUUUUUUUUUUUUUUUUUGAGACAGGGUUUCACAGUGUUGCCCAGGCUGGUCACAAACACCUGGCCUCAGGUAAUCUGCCUGCCUCAGCCUCCCAAAGUGCUGGGAUUAUAGGCAUGAGGCACCACACCCAGCCUAGAUUUAAUUAUGAAUCAUUGGCCUCAAUGAUUCAAAUAAUCGUUCAAAUAAAUUCUCAACUUCAGUAAGAAGUUGAUGGCUGUGGCCACGUGGAUCUCCCCUGUCUCUGUAUUACUAUUGCUUUUACAGUGCUAAUGGCAGUCUCUUAGCACUCAGCUGUUCUCCAGUUGUUUCAUGUGUUUUAGGAAUGCAAGGGUAGAGCCUAGGAUUCUAGUUCUUUCCAUCUUCACAGUACCUAGCGUCACACUGGUCACACCACAUGAUGCUCUGGCAACUUUGAUUACACAUUAAUUUUCAGUAUGAGAUUUCUUAAUUUGUUUUAGAAGUGAGUCAAUAAUUUUUUUUCCUGUCUUUUCUAGGAAGGCGCAAUGGCGAGGAAGUUAUCUGUAAUCUUGAUCCUGACCUUUGCCCUCUCUGUCACAAAUCCCCUUCAUGAACUAAAAGCAGCUGCUUUCCCCCAGACCACUGAGAAAAUUAGUCCGAAUUGGGAAUCUGGCAUUAAUGUUGACUUAGCAAUUACCACACGGCAAUAUCAUCUACAACAGCUUUUCUACCGCUAUGGAGAAAAUAAUUCUUUGUCAGUUGAAGGGUUCAGAAAAUUACUUCAAAAUAUAGGCAUAGACAAGAUUAAAAGAAUCCAUAUACACCAUGACCAUGACCAUCACUCAGACCACGAGCAUCACUCAGACCAUGAGCAUCACUCAGACCAUGAGCAUCACUCUGACCAUGAGCAUCACUCUCACCGUAAUCAUGCUGCUUCUGGUAAAAAUAAGCGAAAAGCUCUUUGCCAAGACCAUGACUCAGAUAGUUCAGGUAAAGAUCCUAGAAACAGCCAGGGGAAAGGAGCUCACCGACCAGAACAUCCCAAUGGUAGAAGGAAUGUCAAGGACAGUGUUAGUGCUAGUGAAGUGACCUCAACUGUGUACAACACUGUCUCUGAAGGAACUCACUUUCUAGAGACAAUAGAGACUCCAAGACCUGGAAAACUCUUCCCCAAAGAUGUAAGCAGCUCCACUCCACCCAGUGUCACAGAAAAGAGCCGGGUGAGCCGGCUGGCUGGUAGGAAAACAAAUGAAUCUGUGAGUGAGCCCCGAAAAGGCUUUAUGUAUUCCAGAAACAUGAAUGAAAAUCCUCAGGAGUGUUUCAAUGCCUCAAAGCUACUGACAUCUCAUGGCAUGGGCAUCCAGGUUCCGCUGAAUGCAACAGAGUUCAACUAUCUCUGUCCAGCCAUCAUCAACCAAAUUGAUGCUAGAUCUUGUCUGAUUCAUACAAGUGAAAAGAAGGCUGAAAUCCCUCCAAAGACCUAUUCAUUACAAAUAGCCUGGGUUGGUGGUUUUAUAGCCAUUUCUAUCAUCAGUUUCCUGUCUCUGCUGGGGGUUAUCUUAGUGCCUCUCAUGAAUCGGGUGUUUUUCAAAUUUCUCCUGAGUUUCCUUGUGGCACUGGCCGUUGGGACUUUGAGUGGUGAUGCUUUUUUACACCUUCUUCCACAUUCUCAUGCGAGUCACCACCAUAGUCAUAGCCAUGAAGAACCAGCAAUGGAAAUGAAAAGAGGACCACUUUUCAGUCAUCUGUCUUCUCAAAAUAUAGAAGAAAGUGCCUAUUUUGAUUCCACAUGGAAGGGUCUAACAGCUCUAGGAGGCCUGUAUUUCAUGUUUCUUGUUGAACAUGUGCUCACAUUGAUCAAACAAUUUAAAGAUAAGAAGAAAAAGAAUCAGAAGAAACCUGAAAAUGAUGAUGAUGUGGAGAUUAAGAAGCAGUUGUCCAAGUAUGAAUCUCAACUUUCAACAAAUGAGGAGAAAGUAGAUACAGAUGAUCGAACUGAAGGCUAUUUACAAGCAGACUCACAAGAGCCCUCCCACUUUGAUUCUCAGCAGCCUGCAAUCUUGGAAGAAGAAGAGGUCAUGAUAGCUCAUGCUCAUCCACAGGAAGUCUACAAUGAAUAUGUACCCAGAGGGUGCAAGAAUAAAUGCCAUUCACAUUUCCACGAUACACUCGGCCAGUCAGACGAUCUCAUUCACCACCAUCAUGACUACCAUCAUAUUCUCCAUCAUCACCACCACCAAAACCACCAUCCUCACAGUCACAGCCAGCGCUACUCUCGGGAGGAGCUGAAAGAUGCCGGCAUCGCCACUCUGGCCUGGAUGGUGAUAAUGGGUGAUGGCCUGCACAAUUUCAGCGAUGGCCUAGCAAUUGGUGCUGCUUUUACUGAAGGCUUAUCAAGUGGUUUGAGUACUUCUGUUGCUGUGUUCUGUCAUGAGUUGCCUCAUGAAUUAGGUGACUUUGCUGUUUUACUAAAGGCUGGCAUGACCGUUAAGCAGGCUGUCCUUUAUAAUGCUUUGUCAGCCAUGCUGGCGUAUCUUGGAAUGGCAACAGGAAUUUUCAUUGGUCAUUAUGCUGAAAAUGUUUCUAUGUGGAUAUUUGCACUUACUGCUGGCUUAUUCAUGUAUGUUGCUCUGGUUGAUAUGGUACCUGAAAUGCUGCACAAUGAUGCUAGUGACCAUGGAUGUAGCCGCUGGGGGUAUUUCUUUUUACAGAAUGCUGGAAUGCUUUUGGGUUUUGGAAUUAUGUUACUUAUUUCCAUAUUUGAACAUAAAAUCGUGUUUCGUAUAAAUUUCUAGUUAAGGUUUAAAUGCUAGAGUAGCUUAAAAAGUUGUCAUAGUUUCAAUAGGUCAUAGGGAGAUGAGUUUGUAUGCUGUACUAUGCAGCAUUUAAAGUUAGUAGGUUUUGUGAUUUUUGUAUUGAAUAUUGCUGUCUGUUACAAAGUCAAAGGUACGUUUUAAUAUUUAAGUUAUUCUAUCUUGGAGAUAAAAUCUAUAUGUGCAAUUCACCGGUAUUACCAGUUUAUUAUGUAAACAAGAGAUUUGGCAUGACAUGUUCUGUAUAUUUCAGGAAAAAAUGUCUUUAAUGCUUUUUCAAGAACUAACACAGUAAUCCCUAUACUGGAUUUUAGGUCUCUGAAGAACUGCUGGUGUCUAGGAAUAAGAAUGUGCAUGAAGCCUAAAAUACCAAGAAAGCUUAUACUGAAUUUAAGCAAAGAAAUAAAGGAGAAAAGAGAAGAAUCUGAGAAUUGGAGAGGCAUAGAUUCUUAUAAAAAUCACAAAAUUUGUUGUAAAUUAGAGGGGAGAAAUUUAGAAUUAAGUAUGAAAAGGCAGAAUUAGUAUAGAGUACAUUCAUUAAACAUUUUUGUCAGGAUUAUUUCCUGUAAAAACAUAGUGAGCACUUUUCAUAUACUAAUUUAGUUGUACAUUUAACUUUGUUUGUAUAAUACAGAAAUCUAAGUAUAUUUAAUGAAUUCAAGCAAUAUAUCACCUGACCAAGAAAUUGGAAUUUCAAAAUAUUCAUGCGAUUAUAUACCAGAUGAGUACAGUGAGUAGUUUUACGUAUCACCAGACUGGGUUAUUGCCAAGUUAUAUGUCACCAAAAGCUGUAUGAUUGAGUGUUUUGGUUACCUGGUUUACAAAAGUAUCAGAGUAGUAAAACUUUGAUAUAUAUGAGGAUAUUAAAACCACACUAAGUAUCACAUGACUUCAAUUCAGAAAGUACUUUGAUAUCUCUCAGUGCUUCAGUGCUAUCAUUGUGAGCAAUUGUCUUUUAUAUACAGUACUGUAGCCAUACUAGGCCUGUCUGUGGCAUUCUCUAGAUGUUUCUUUUUUACACAAUAAAUUCCUUAUAUCAGCUUGA